AUGUCGAAGCGAAAGGAGGGAGGGGAAGGAGGGACCAAGAGUGAGCCGGUGGACACACUCUCUGCCUACCUGCAGAAGAAGUCGCCGCUUCUCGGUUCCCUGGAGUUCGAUACCAGCAUACCGGAGCCACCGGUAGAUGCCAACCUGCUGACGUACGAUCUUAAUGAAGAUGCAAUCGCAUACGAGCUGUCGGCACUGGAGCUGUACGCCGGAUUCACAUCCUUCCACGAUUUCGAAAAUGGAGUUGUCUGCGAAUCGCUCGAGCCUGCCGCCUAUUCCAACUACGCAAUAGAAAAUCAAGAGCUGCUAGACGAGCUUGGGGCAUUGGCGCAAACCUUGAACGUUGCUGGGAUGGAGCGACUGUCGCAACUGCGAGCAGAGUCGUUGCAAACCCCGGAAAUGCAGACGCUAUAUCCUCUGAUUAAAAAAUUGCGAGACGCGAUGCCCAAUGAUGUCAGGCAUGUUUUGUUCGCCGCCGAAGGGGUGGAAUCUAAAGGAGCACCGGUUGAACGGAUACAGGCAACGCAACCCGACAGUGGUCCGGAUGACCAUGAGGACGCUGUGCGGGAGAAGUGGAGUUCCAUGAGCAUAGGGGAACGCAUUGAGCACCACAUCUCACAAAUAAACGACACAUUCGUUCCCGUGUCGGCCCUCAAGCACCCGACGAACCCGAAGGCCAAAAUCGCAAAGCACUACAAGGUCAUGCCCAACGUCGGCCUGUGGAAAAACCGCUACGUGCAGGUCGGCGUGGACGGAGUCACGUCGGCUUCAGCCACCGAGGGUGCCGGAAAGCUGGCCGUUGGUGGUAUUUUGCACGUUGCAAAGGACAGCGCCACUCAUCGCCUGUACGAGUACUACAAGAGCACCACAGGCGACGAGGAGCAGGACGUUAAACACAUCCCGGGCUCACAAGAGCUGUUCAAAUUCGUACGCAUGUACUCCUGCCAGCAAUCCACGAAAAUCGAGGGCAACGACAACUACUUCCUAUUAUCGCUACCGCCACGGCUGCACAGCAAGGUAAAAUCCGGUAUAUUCGCGUCAAACGGCGCGUCCCCGAGACCGGAGGAGAUGGACAUCGAUGUUGAUGCCGAGGACGAUCUCGCAGAUUCUGUGGUGCACAUCCUCCCAGUCAAAGGGCAGAAGAUUGUACUCACCAAGGCGGGGAAGGCUAAGGUACCGGAUAUCAUGCUAACAUACACGGAAGAUAUUCUGCCGAGUCAAGGUUAG
Messenger RNA from Babesia ovata, 1227 nucleotides. RefSeq names its product RNA polymerase II associated Paf1 complex component PAF1. The record is from RefSeq and is a predicted model, not a curated record. The transcript is spliced from 3 exons. Gene Ontology annotation, cellular component: Cdc73/Paf1 complex. The coding region runs from base 1 to 1227 and encodes 408 amino acids. Gene Ontology annotation, biological process: transcription elongation by RNA polymerase II. NCBI's taxonomy places the organism in Eukaryota, Apicomplexa, Aconoidasida, Piroplasmida, Babesiidae.